AUGAACUCUAAUUAUUCUCCUUUCGAAUCAUCAGUUCAACAAUACCUGAUCGAAGAAGACGAUCCUUCCUCCUCGAUGGCUCUCAUGAAUGGCGUCUUCACUGGCAGCAACCGUACUUCGAAUCUGGACUGUGACAUGGCUUCGCCGGAGCAGGGAGUUAGCAGCUCCACUGGCACGGUGUUUUCCGGCGAGGAUGACAACGCUACGAAACCAGGUGAUGAUGACAGAGUGAACGGUAGUGAUCCGGAAUCUGCGGCGCGUGAAGGGAACGCGCCACCAAGAUGGAGGAAUUACCGAGGUGUGAGGCGGCGGCCGUGGGGGAAGUUCGCUGCUGAGAUCCGGGACCCGAAUAGAAACGGUGCAAGGACGUGGCUGGGAACUUAUGAGAAGGAAGAGGAUGCAGCUCUGGCUUAUGAUAGAGCCGCUUUCAAGAUGCAUGGUAGAAGAGCCAAGCUCAAUUUUCCUCACCUCGUUGGGUCGGAGACACCGCGGGAGCCGGCAGCAAGAGUCGUGGCUGGACAGAAACGGCACAGCUCGCCGGAACCUUCGUCGCCGUCAAACAAGACAUCUGAGGAUGACGGAUCUCAAGGGUCAAGCAAGAAGAAGAGCCUGACCGAACUAUUGAACAAGUUAGCAGCAAAUAGAAGCCGUGUCAGAUUGGGUUGA
Neltuma alba is the source of this 666-nucleotide messenger RNA. Its product is annotated as ethylene-responsive transcription factor 1-like. The record is from RefSeq and is a predicted model, not a curated record. Bases 1 to 666 code for a protein of 221 amino acids. Gene Ontology annotation, biological process: regulation of DNA-templated transcription; ethylene-activated signaling pathway. Lineage: Eukaryota; Viridiplantae; Streptophyta; Magnoliopsida; Fabales; Fabaceae. The transcript has a single exon. Gene Ontology annotation, molecular function: DNA-binding transcription factor activity; DNA binding.